GCAUAUUCGAUUGUCCGGUUCAAAACCAUCUGCCUUUAUGGUGAGUUCUAAGGAAAACCCUUUCUGGGAUAGUCAUUUGAAGGGGAAGGAAAGUGAAACCAAAUCUAUUCUAAUGCAGGAAGAAACAUUCCCAAUAGAAUCCAUGAAGGAAAAUGGUAGUGGAACUGACAAGGCAAAGAGAAAACCAUUUAAAACUCUGUUUCAUAGAGAGCAAAGAGAGGGACAUGAUGGUGGAGGUGGUGAUAAUGGCCCUGGUUCAGAGGAGAAAGCAUCAAAAUCAGCAAAGAAACAAUGGGGUUUCGAUGGAAUCAAGAAAUGGAGGAGAAAUGAUUCAGAGGACGAGAUUGCUCCUUUGCCUUUGAAUGAGAGAUCAGAUAAUGAAGCUUUCAUGGGGUCAUGCCAAGUUGUUGCAUCUCCAAUAGGAGAGGGGCCAGAUACAAAACAGAUUAAGAGGAAGCUGCUUUCAGAUGGAGCUCCAUCAGAUUUCUUCAUUGAUAAGGUCUUAGGAGACAAAAUAAAGAAGGAGCUAUCACGAAUUCAAGCAGAGCUCUCCACUACCAACCCGAAUCUUAAAUUUUCGAAUGAUCAAAUUGAAGCAAUUUCCACAACCCUUCCUGUGGACAAUACUGGCCUCAAAAAGUUCUUCCCCAAAUCAUGGUGUGAUAGAUAUGGAGAAGUUGUACUGGAUGUGGUGAAGAAAGAAUUCAAGGAGCAUGUAGGAGAGAUGGAGAGCAUGAGAAAUAUUACCAGGCAGAAGCAUAAAAAAUACUCACUGCGAUGGACAACUUUCGAAGAUGAUAUUGAGAACUGCCACCCGAAUCUCUUUGAUAACAACACCAGUGGUGCUACUAAGGGCUUCAAAAAUAAUCCUGAAUUAGCUUUCUUCCAAGAUCACAACCCCUUUUGGAACCAAAGGCAUGGCUCUUCUUUGCUGGAUUAGGAGAACAACCAACCGAGGAACUGCUGCCAUAUAUCAUUUAUUUGUAUUAUCAUGUUUUGCUGUUAGACAUUUGCAACCAUUUCUGAAGUUUUAAGAUGUACCAAUGCGUUAACUGUUAAAGAAGAACUCUGUUCUUCUUAGAAUAUGUAG
This is a messenger RNA of Hibiscus syriacus, 1090 nucleotides long. RefSeq lists its product as uncharacterized. The record is from RefSeq and is a predicted model, not a curated record. Lineage: Eukaryota; Viridiplantae; Streptophyta; Magnoliopsida; Malvales; Malvaceae. The coding region runs from base 38 to 940 and encodes 300 amino acids. The transcript has 5 exons.